This is a messenger RNA of Zeugodacus cucurbitae (melon fly), 4842 nucleotides long. It is a transcript of the gene Tep2, whose product is annotated as thioester-containing protein 1 allele R1. The record is from RefSeq and is a predicted model, not a curated record. Gene Ontology annotation, molecular function: endopeptidase inhibitor activity. Bases 254 to 4573 code for a protein of 1439 amino acids. Gene Ontology annotation, cellular component: extracellular region. NCBI's taxonomy places the organism in Eukaryota, Metazoa, Arthropoda, Insecta, Diptera, Tephritidae. The transcript is spliced from 11 exons.
GCAUUCUGGCAAAUAUUUGAAUUAUAAUACAUUUAUAUAACAUUUGAAUUAUACAUACAUAUAUAGUAGACUUAUCAAAAAUAAUUUUUUGUUCGAAACUGCGAUUUGAUUUUGCGCAGGAAACAGGAAAGUGAUAGCGCAAACAAAUCAACUGCACUGCGAAUAUUCACAUAUCACAGUUUAGUUCGAUAUUCAAAAGCGAAGAGUUCAUAAUUAGAAAUCAAAACAUAACGAAGCAUCGCACGAUAACAAGAUGUCGCGUCGGCUAUGUAUUGCCGCGUUUGGUAUCAUACAAAUCGUCGCUUUGGUGUGCGCAGCGGGACAUUACUCCGUGAUCGGACCUGGCACCAUACGCUCCAAUUUUAAAUACAAUGUAGCCGUUUCCGUGCACAAGGCGGAGGGUCCUACCAAAAUUGAUGUUAGCAUUACGGGUCCCUCUUUUAAUGAGACUAUAACCGUAGAGCUGCAACCGAUGUCUACCGAAAAUAUUGAAUUUGAUGUGCCACAACUAAAGGAUGGUGAUUACAGUCUGGUGGCCAAAGGUGUGUCUGGCAUCAUCUUCGAGAAUUCCACAAAGCUGGAUUAUGCAGACUACAAACCAGCCACUUUUAUACAAACCGAUAAGGCCACCUAUAAACCAGGUGAUUUAGUGCAGUUUCGUGUACUAUUCUUGGAUGCCAAUACACGUCCGGCAAAAAUUGCCAAGCCCAUCACAAUUGUGAUUAAUGAUGGCGCACGGAAUCGCAUAAAACAAUUGCAGGAUGUCAAAUUGACCAAAGGUGUUUACACCGGUGAAUUUCAGCUCUCCGAACAACCUGUGCUCGGCGAUUGGAAUAUCGAGGUUGUUGUAGAGGGUAAAACACCGGAAUCCAAGUCUUUUGAGGUAGCCAAAUAUGUAUUGCCUAAAUUUGAAGUGUCUGUUGAGACCGCCAAAGAUGUGGCCAUACCGGAUGGCAUUAUUAAGGUGACCGUGCGCUCAAAGUAUACCUAUGGUAAAUCCGUUGAAGGCAUGGCAACGGUAAACAUUAAACCAACAUAUCAUCAUUAUGGCAUGAAUAUACAACCCGAGUCAUCUAAAGAGGUUUACGUCGAUGGUAAAGGACAUGUUGAAUUCGAUUUAGUUAAAGACUUGGGUAUAACUGCUGAACGCACAUAUGUGCCGCCAUUGAAAGUAUUUGCUUCGAUGCGUGAGAAGCUCACUGGUAAUACACAAAAUGCUACAGCAACUGUUAACUUGCAUGCUGAGCGCUAUCGCAUCGAAGGUGUUAACGUGCCGAACACUUAUCAACCGGGUAAACCGACCAAAGUCACUAUUGUUGUGAAGAAUGUAGAUGGCUCGCCGGUGCAUGAUGCAAAGAAUAAAGCGAAAUUGACUGUGAAUCCCCCUCGAGAUUAUAUAUUCCGAGAUUAUUUAUCUCAAGAUGAAUCAACGCACAAGGAGGAUAAUAACAUUUUGGAAUUUGAGUCAAAUCUAGACGAACACGGCAUGGCUACUUUUGAGUUUACUUUGGCCGAAACUGACCGUUAUUACACCGUAAAAUGCAAAUUCUUAGAUACAACAUCAUAUCUAAGUUCCAUAUCGAAAUUUAUACCUAGCAUUGAUAAACCUGAAUUGUUAAAAUUGUCGGUGAACACCGAAAAACCGCGUCUGGGCAAGCCCGUUGUGGUAGAGGUGAAAUCAAGUGAAAAUAUUCCAUACUUUGUUUACACUAUUGUUGCACGUGGCAAUAUCUUGAAGAGUGAAUAUGUCGAUGUGCCAGAGGGCAGGAAAUCGCAGACCAUCAAAUUUAUGCCCACAUUCGAAAUGGUGCCGAAGGCUAGUCUAUACGUGCACUAUGUCUUCGACAAUAAUUUGCGCUUCGAAGAGAAGACAAUUAAUUUCGAAAAACAAUUCGAAAAUUCUAUCGAUAUUAGUGCACAACCGCAAGCGAAACCAGGCGAGGAAGUACAGUUACAUGUCAAAACGGAUCCCGAUUCAUUUGUCGGCUUACUUGGUGUUGACCAGAGUGUGCUAUUACUUAAAUCGGGUAAUGAUAUUACCAAAGAUCAGAUUUUCAACACGCUAAGCAACUAUGAGACUAGUACACCAUGGAUGCGUGGUUAUGGACGCUAUCCGGGUCAGGAAUCCGGUGUGGUAACAAUGACAAAUGCCAAUUAUCCAUACAACGAAGCAAUUUCAAAAGGAAUUCACCGCUCCUACUCCGCUUCCAAUAUCGGUAUUUUCUUGAGGAGUGGCAAUAUGAAACGUCCCAGCGUAGGUCGUAAUAGAUCACCUACGGUAGUUAGAUACAAUGCAGCUCAUACACGCCACAGCGGACGUACUAACGUUGGGAACUCGCUAGUUGUACCGUCAAUACGUAAAAUGUUUGCAGAAAAUUGGAUAUACGUCCUUAUUGACACCGAUGGUGGUAAUUUUACGCUGAGCAAGAAGAUACCCGACACAAUCACCUCAUGGGUUGUCACGGGCUUCUCACUGAAUCCCAAUACUGGUAUUGCGCUCACAGCAGAUCCCACAAAAAUACAAGUGUUCCAGCCCUUCUUUGUCUCAACCAAUUUGCCGUAUUCGGUGAAGCGCGGUGAAGUUAUUGCCAUACCCGUUAUAAUCUUCAAUUAUAUGGACAAAGCAUUGGAUGCUGAAGUCGUUAUGGAUAAUACAGAUAAUGAGUAUGAUUUUACCGAAGCGACCAAUGAGAUUGAAGACAAACCCUUGGAUGUGGUGCAACGCGUUAAACGUGUCUCGGUGCCCUCAAAUACUGGACGCAGCGUUUCCUUUAUGAUACGUCCCAAAAAGAUUGGACAGAUCACAUUGAAAAUCACUGCAACUACACCACUGGCCGGCGAUGCCAUACAUCAAAUGCUUAAAGUCGAACCGGAGGGUGUAACACAAUACGAGAAUCGUGCAGUUUUUAUAAAUCUGAAGGAUAAAAAUGUGUACAAUGAUAAAUUGCAUGUGGAUGUGCCAGCCGAAGCUGUGCCCGACUCGGAAUAUAUAGAAUUUUCCGUUGUGGGCGAUUUGCUUGGACCGACAUUGAAGAAUCUCGACAAGUUAGUGCGCAAGCCGUAUGGCUGUGGUGAACAAAAUAUGGUGAAUUUCGUGCCGAAUAUAUUGGUUUUGCAUUAUUUGGAAGCGAUCGGCCAGAAUAUGCCUGCAAUUACGACGCAAGCAAAGAAAUAUCUCGAUAUUGGUUAUCAACGCGAAUUAACGUACAAACACGAUGAUGGUUCGUACAGCGCUUUUGGCAAAUCCGAUAAGUCCGGUAGCACUUGGCUGACCGCAUAUGUGAUGCGUUCAUUCCACCAAGCAGCAAAAUACAGCGAUAUUGAUCCUAAAGUUAUUGUAGAGGGACUGGACUUUUUAGCCUCGAAACAAACAGCCAAUGGUAGUUUCCCCGAAUAUGGAAAACUCUUCGAUUCGGCGCAUCAAAAUGAAUUGGGUCUAACCGCUUUUGUACUGUUGGCAUUCCUGGAAAAUGUGGAGCACAUACCCAAGUAUAAAACGCACGUCGACAAUGGUUUGAAAUAUCUAUUGGAUAACGUGGAUCAAACAGAUGAUCAAUACUCGUUGGCCAUUGCUGCAUUAGCACUGCAAAUAGCUAAAUCGCCAGCAGCCGAUAAAUUGCUCACUAAACUACAAGGUCUCGCCAAGCAGGAGAGCGAUCGCAAGUGGUGGUCCAAGGCUGAAGCACCCACUGAGGAUGACAUCUGGCGUUGGCAACCACGUAGCAAUGAUGUUGAGAUCACAUCGUAUAUACUGCUUGCUAUACUGGAUAAAGAGGGUGCCGAAAAUGCUUUGCCCGUUAUUAAAUGGUUGAUUUCGCAGCGCAACAGCAAUGGUGGUUUUGCUUCCACGCAGGACACCGUGAUGGGAUUGCAGGCGCUUAUAAGCUUUGCAGAGAAAACCGGCGCUGGCAGCGGUGCGAUGGACAUUGAAUUUACCGCUAGUGGCGGUGAAGAGAAUAAGGGUGCCAUUAAUGUGAACGCCGAAAAUUCGCUGGUUUUGCAAACGCAUGUGCUACCUAAGACAACACGUCAAGUUGAUUUUACCGCCCAGGGUAAUGGUUCGUCUAUGGUGCAAUUAUCUUACCGUUAUAAUUUGGCCGAUAAGGAUAAAGCACCAAGUUUCCAGGUGAAGACCAAUGUCAGUGAGAACGAAAACCUAUUAAUUCUUGACAUAUGCGCUGAAUAUGUACCCGCGGAUGGCAACGAUGCACAGAAAGAAUCCAAUAUGGCUGUCAUGGAGAUAGCGCUACCCUCCGGCUAUACGGCAGAAACCGAUGCUUUCAAUGAUAUUGAGGCGGUGGAUCGCGUUAAACGCACUGAGACGAAAAACGCCGAUUCGACGGUUAUUGUCUACUUCGAUGGGCUGAAACCUGCCGAUAGCAAGUGUGUGCCAGUUAAAGCGACCAAAACACACGCGGUGGCCAAACAAAAGCCCGCACCGGUCACCAUCUAUGAUUACUACCAAACGGAUCGUCGCGCCACCGAAUACUACCAAGUAGAAUCGUCGCUUUGUGAUAUUUGUGAGGGCGAAGAUUGCGGUGCAUCAUGCCAAAAAGUAAAGGAAAGCAAAUGAAAAAUUCACCUCAAAAGAAAUUGUAAUAUAAACUAUCAUAGAAAGUGUAUUUUAUAACGGCAACAUUUAUAUUUGUUUAUUAAAAAAAAAAACUAUUUAGGUAUGUAUAUCUGUAUGAGAUAAAUAAUCAAAAUUAAGUUUAUUACUAAAUUUGUUGAAAUAUCAAAUAUUAUAUAAUUUUAAUAAGAAGCCUAUAUUAUGCAACGCUUCAAAGAAUAUAAAUGAAAAAAAUAUAAAAAAACUGCAUUUUAUUCGCUUUGAUCACCCUA